Molecule: messenger RNA, 231 nt
Organism: Triticum turgidum subsp. durum (durum wheat)
Lineage: Eukaryota; Viridiplantae; Streptophyta; Magnoliopsida; Poales; Poaceae
Source: the annotation of a GenBank genome assembly
AUGGAAUCGGGGGGAGCGACGGCCGGCGUCGGCGCCGAGAAGAAUUCGUGGCCGGAGGUGGUGGGCCUGUCGUCGGAGGAGGCCAAGAAGAAGAUCAUAGAGCACAAGCCGGACGCCAGCGUCCACGUCGUUCCGGCCGACUCCUUCGUCACCAUGGAUUACAACACCGGCCGAGUCAGGGUGUUCGUCGACUCCAACGACAAGGUCACGAAAGCUCCCAGGAUUGGCUAG